AUGGGCAUUAUCUCAAAUAUUGAACCCAACUCCCGGGAGGAGAUUCAGCUUGAUACCAAUGGAUGGGCCCCAGAGGUCGCAGUUUCUGGCAGUUUGGGGUUCCUCCUAUCCAUCUAUCUACGGACACCAACACCCUCAUUCCAUGUAUGCACCAGUACAUCUGAGCAAAUAUGGGAUGCCAGCAUUGUAGUCGAUCCAGAUUACAGUGCGCAUGACUUUCUCGAGAGUAUUGGGAAAUCUUAUCAGCAGAACAUAGCAUCCCCAGUCAUAUUGCAGACCUUCUGGCUGCGCACAGACAACUUCGAGAACUGGGCAGCUUCCAAUGAGGGGGCUUCUGAUCCACGAAGUUGUGCUAUCCCACGUCAGAUCGUCUGCAAGGUCAAAGAGACACGAGCAUCGCGUUCGCUGGACCUGGAGAUCAGCGGAGAGAGCUCUUCCGCCAAUGCAAGAUUUCUCAGUCAACUGGUACACGUCACCAGACAAUUGCUGGAGACCACCAGUUGCGGACGGACGCUGCGGGACCUCGACUUAAUCUGUGAUCUAGACCGACAAGACCUGCAGCGAUGGAACCAGAAGCCUCCUUCAACUAUCGCGUCCACAGUCCACGGGACGUUUAGACAGAGAGUACUUGAGAGCCCGGGGUCACAUGCUGUGGAGUCUUGGGAUGGCGGGCUCACAUACCUGGAGCUAGAUACCCUCUCCUCGCGUGUGUGCUCACUACUGCUUGAGGCAGGAGCCCGGCAAGGCGAUUGCAUCCCUCUCUGCUUCGAAAAGACACUCUGGACCGUUGUGGCGAUGUUGGGCGUCCUGAAGAGUGGCUGUUCCUUUCUGCUCAUGGAUGUCUCCCACCCCACAAGUCGACUGCAGACGCUCUCUAAGGAAACCAAGGCCACCAUUGUCCUCAGCUCCACUGCUCAGCAAGAUAGAGCGGUCAGCCUGGCACCCCGAGCCAUUGUUGUGUCCGCUUCCUCAUUGUCGGCUCCUGCAGGAAACGAGCAACAUGAGAUUGAAGUUAGUCCCUCCGAUGUAGCGGCUGUCAUCUUUACAUCAGGGACUACGGGCACGCCGAAAGGUAUUCAGCUUGAACAUAAAUCGAUGUGCUCCAGUCUUUCAGCUUUGGCAAAGCUAUGGAGCAUAAACAGGCAAACUCGAUAUUUCCAGUUCUCGUCUUACGCAUUCGAUGCCGCGUUCGGAGAGAUCCUCAUGACGUUGAUGCAUGGAGGUUGCAUCUGCAUUCCAUCCGAUGCAGAUCGUUUGGAAAAGUUGGCAGAAUCGAUACGCAAGUUCAAUGCCAAUGCGGUCCUUCUCACACCUACCGUUGUGCGAUUACUAUCACCAUCAGACGUGCCGUGUCUGACAACCCUCAUUGCUGGCGGAGAGAAGGUCACGCAAGAUAUCGUGGGAUUGUGGUCAGAUAAACUAGAUUUGAUCAUAGUCUAUGGCCCUGCAGAAACUACAAUAGCAUGCGUCGGAGUGAAGACCCGUCCUGCGGGUGAUGAUGCUGUUCGGAUUGGGUUUCCUAUCAACAGUCGUGCUUGGGUAGCGCGCCUAGAUGAUCCGAAUCAGCUUGCUCCCAUAGGAGCUAUCGGAGAACUGGUGGCGGAAGGUCCGGGGAUCGCACGGGGUUAUAUCAAUAAUGAAUCUGGAAAUGCAGAGUUAUUCCUCGACUCUCCGCCGUGGGCAAAAGAGUGGGAGUCGAGCGUGGCCUCAAUGGGACGGAGUUAUCGAACUGGUGACCUGGUUCGAUACGCCGACGAUGGCGAACUUAUUUUCGUCGGUCGACGUGACCGCCAGGUUAAACUUCGUGGCCAAAGGAUUGAACUUGAGGACAUCGAGAUUAAACUGAAACAGCACCUUCGACUCCCCGACGCAAACAUAUUCUUGGAAGUCCUUGAUAUACACGGCACUGCAAAUUUGGUGGCUUUUCUUCAUCACCCCAGUAUCCACCACAUACAAGAUGUUGAUGGAGACACCGCGCAAAUGACUGAAGAGAUGGAGCUGGAGAUUGAAGGGCUUCGUGCACGCAUUUCAGAAGUGCUUCCCGCCUACAUGUGGCCCGUCGCAUGGAUCCCCCUAAAGGAAGUUCCCCUGGGACCCACAGGGAAGCUGGACCGGCGCAGCCUCCUGGGCCUGGGGAAGGAUUUCUACUCCAAACUGCAAACGGGUGAUGAAGAAGACAAAGGCCUGUCGCCCACCGAAUCAGUCUUGGCCCGGAUGUGGAGACAACUUCUUCCAUCUGCUCAGAGUCUCACGCCAGACGCCAAUUUCUUCCAACUCGGUGGGGACUCACUUCGAUGUAUGAAACUGGUGGCGGUAGCCAAUCAGGAAGGUUUUCAUUUGACUAUGGAGAAGGUCUUCAAAAACCCAACACUAUCAGGCAUGGCCACCACGAUGCAGGAAGUUCCAGCUGCUGAUGAGUCUCACCCAAGUGUUGCCCCAGCCUCACAUUCACUUACACAGGAAGAUCCUUCUGAGUACCGAUCCUUGUUGAAAGAAUACGGCCUUGAUCAAAAGGAUAUCGCGGGUAUCUUCCCUUGCACAGCUCUCCAAGCAGGGUUGUUUUCGCUUUCGCUAGCGCUACCCUCCUUAUAUUCGAGCCAGUUUGUAUUCGAUUCCUUGGCUGAUGUGGACAUCCAAAAGUUCAAGACAGCAUGGGAGAGUGCAACCUCUGCCUACCCAAUCCUGAGGACAGCAAUUGUACCAUCUUCUUCCAGCCUCGUGCAAGUGGUCCUAAAAUAUCACGCGAAUUGGACUGAGGUCACGCAAGAUCUUGCAUCAUUCUUGGCUGCAGACAAAGAGGUUUCUUUUCAGCCUGGUCAGCCUCUCAGCAGGCUUUACCACGUCCAGGACCCAUCAUCCGGUCAGACUCGCUUUGUUUGGACGCUUCACCACGCAAUAUUCGAUGGUUGGAGCUUGGAGACAGUGGUCGAUCAUAUUCGCCAUAAUUAUUACUCCCACACAGAGCCUGUAAAGGCAACAGGAAGCUUCCAAGAAUUUGUGCAGUUCUGCGAGGGCCUGGACCAAUUGGAAUGUACUUCAUUCUGGAGAGAGCAGCUCAAGAAUGCACCAACCCCAUCAUUUCCCAAUUUCCCGAAGGCCGGGCAUCUGGCAGCAGACAGAUCUUGUUUGCAGCACACCAUGGCAGCCCCAACAGGAGCCACCACAACUACUACGGUUCUGGCCAGAGCAUCGUGGGCUCUACUUCUUUCCGAGUACGAGGGCUCGGACGACGUCACAUUCGGGAAUUCCCUUCAUGGACGCAAUUCCCUGCCUCCCAAGCUGCAGGAAGUUGUUGGGCCCACCAUCACAACUUUGCCGAUUAGGGUGAGAAUUGACCUCACUCAAACUGUUCUCGGCUUCUUAGAUGGCCUGCAAGAGCAGCUCUCGGCCAUGAUUCCUUAUGAACAAUUUGGCCUCUCCCGGAUCCUGGGCAUAAGUCAAGAUGUUCAAAACGCCGCCUCGUUCCGUACCCUCUUGAUUGUCCAAGUCGCGGAUACCAAAUCCUUGGAGGAACAAGGUAUCAGGCUGAACGAAGUCGAGAGAUCUAUACAUGAAUACCCAUUGGUACUUACUCUUAUGCCUGGGAACUCUCAGAUUGAAAUAGUCGCGACGUUCGAUAGCGAUGUCAUCUCGCCGCCGCAAGUCCAAAGAAUUGUUGAACAAUUCGAGCAGACAUUCCAUGAACUCAGCACAGUGUCUAGAGGCACCAAAGUUGGCGAACUGGAUCUGGUAAGCAAGGCAGACAAGUCAACCAUGUUUGGGUGGAACGCUAGGCAUCAUAUGGCUUACGAGGUUUGCGUUCAUGAGUUGAUCCGAGAGCGAGUAAGACACUCCCGAACUUCGCCGGCAAUCUAUUCUAGAGACGGCACCAUGGAUUACGCGACCUUGGAUAAGCUGUCUGACGGCUUAGCGGGAGAGAUGGUGCGAUACGGUGUGAAAUCAGGCAACACUGUGGGUGUUCUUUUCGAGAAGUCUCAAUGGGCGAUAGUGAGUAUUCUUGCCGUCAUCAAAGCAGGCGCCGCCUUCGCGCCACUGUCACCGGCGUAUCCGCGGGCACGUCUUGAAGGCAUUGCCAGCGAUGCCGGUAUCAAAGUCGUUCUCUGCUCUCCACUACAAGAGGAAGCCUUUCCCGGUCCAGCUUGGCGGACUAUUGUUGUUUCUGACGACACGGCUUAUACUUUCACACCCGCUGCGCAGGUCGAUAGCAAGGUUGCGACCCCGGACAGCCUGCUUUACAUCCUUUCAACAUCAGGGACUACGGGGACCCCCAAAAUCUUUGGAGUACAACACAAGAGCUUUGCCACUGGUGCUAUAGCUCGUGCGCCUUUGCUCAGACGUGGGCCUGACUCUCGCGUGUUGCAAUUCGCACCAUACGCCUUCGACCCGAGUGUCGAGGAUAUAUUGACCACCCUCAUGUUCGGCGGCUGUAUUUGUGUACCAUCAGAUGAGGAUAUCAUGGGUGAUAUCAGUGCGUUUAUGAAAACCGCACGAGUCAACUUUGCCAACAUCACUCCCUCGGUGGCCUAUACAUUGAAGCAGGAUGAAUUACCGGAUUUCAAGAUACUGCUGCUAUCCGGAGAAGCUCCUGACCAAGCUCUAGUGGACAAAUGGGACGGCAUCGUACAAGUCAUGAAUGGAUACGGGCCGAGCGAGUGUUCCGUCAAGUGCGCUAUCAACUGCAACCUAUCACGUAAUGACCCUAGGAACAUUGGCCACAGUGCCGGAACCAGCCUAUGGGUUGUGAGGCCCGGGAACCACGACCGCCUUACUCCUCUUGGGGCAGUGGGGGAACUUGUCAUCGAGAGUCCACACCUUGCAACCGGUUAUAUGAACCGCCCCAAAGCUAAUGGGGAGAAGUUUAUUCUCAGUCCACCGUGGUUGCGAGACUUCCGAGACGGCCACAUCACGCGCAUGUACAAGACGGGCGAUCUGGUCAGGUACAUGGAAGACGGCAGCAUCUUGUACAUCGGGCGUGGGGAUAUGCAACUGAAACUACAUGGUCAGCGGCUGGAGGGAGAGGAGGUGCGGCAACGCAUUCAGGAAUCCCUCUUCGACGCGCAGCUUCAAGUGAUUGUCGAUAUCGCAAGAUUUGCGGGUCAGGAUUCCGACGUUCUCGUCGCUUACCUGGCUCAGAAAGGAGAGCACCGGGGAGGUGAAAUGGACAUCGAUCACGUCCUACAACGGCACCUGGCGGAUAUGAAGGAACACAUAAUUCGCCAAAUCAGCACUGCUCUACCAAAAUACAUGAUACCCUCCGUAUUUCUGGCUGUGACGAAUAUCCCUGUCACAGCGAAUGGUAAGGCGGACCGCCGCGCACUCAAGGCUUACAUUGCGCGACAGCGUCUUGGACCUCACCUACUUCUUUCUGGAGAAAGUACAGUACAGCCACCUGCUUCGGAAACAGAGAAGCUGCUACAUAGUUUGUGGAAAAUGCUUCUUGGAUUGAACGGCGAGCAAUUCGGAGCCAAUUCCAACUUCUUCGAGCUUGGUGGCAGUUCUUUGGCGGCAAUCAAGCUGGCGUCUGCGGCACGAGAUCUCGGGCACAAUCUCUCAGCACAGAUAAUAUUCAAAAAUCCUGUCUUGUCCGCCAUGGCUGCUCACAUGGUACCUCUGGAUGAGACAAGGACAUCGGGCCCAUCCAGGUUCGGCCUACUAGGUAAAAUUGAUCGCAGUGUCCACCAACUGUGGAAAAGCCUUGCGGCUCACAACAUCGAAGAACAAGCUAUUGAAGAUGCAUAUCCUCUCACGAGACAACAGCAACGUUACAUGGAAGGGGAGAUGAUCUCGCCAGGAGGUACUACUCACCGGCACAUCAUGCAACUACCGUCCAACAUAGACUUAGUCAGACUUGAGACUGCUUUGCGGCGUGUUGUGCAGGCGAACGCACUUUUGCGGACUCGAAUCAUCUCGGUAUCAUCGAAAUUCGUCCAGGUUGUGCUGAAAGAAGACUUUACUUGUCGCCACGCUGAGGCCCUCUCGUCUCUUGUCUCUGAAGAUCGAAAGGUAUCGUGGAGUCUUGGACAACCGUUAUCACGAUUCAGCAUAGUGCAUGGUAAACACUGUCAGGAUCAAUGGCUCGUCUGGUCAAGCGCCCACGUUAUAUUCGAUGGCUGGUGUCGAAAGUUGCUGUUGGAAGAGAUCGACUAUGCGUAUCACCACAAUGAUAACCCGCCGGAACGGCCGCAGUACAACCGGUUUAUCGAGUACGUCUACGAACUGGAAAAGGACGAAGCAGGUUCCGCGCUUGCGAGGGAACUCGAGGACACAAGGUUCUGUAGUUACUUCACCUUGGACGGCACAAAGGCCCCAGGUAUCACUCACACUUUGUCCCUCGGCAUCGCCUUCCCGGCAACUCUCCCAGCUGAACUCUCCUACCCAACCGUGAUGCUCACAGCUUGGGUAAUCACUGCAGCGCACAUCGAAGAGCAUGACAAUUUUCUGUUCAACAUUCUGUUGGGUGGAAGAGAUGCCGAGUUUACGGGAAUAGACCGGCUCAUGGGCCCUGUAAGCACCACAGCCCCUUUGGCCACCAGCAUCGACCGUGAUUCGACUUUCCGGAAGAACGUGGAAGUUGUACAGAAACGAAUAGACGAAGCUGGAAGUGUGCAGCACUUGGUCCGACUCGGCGAUAAACUGCAUCGGUUGCUGGCGUCUGCCCCCGUUGUCGUUGUCCAUCCUGCCGAAGAUUAUGAAGAAGCAGCAACCAAACACCUCGGAAUAUUCAGAAGCCGCGUUGAAACAGUCCAGCGGUUGGUAGACGCCAUGUUCAUGAACUUUUGCCUCCGGCCUGGCAAUGUCGGGGUAGAUCUUAUCAUGACGAUUGACUCUAGCUUUUUCCCGGAGGAUAAGGCGGUUCGGUAUCUCGGCUAUCUGGAACAAGUCUUCAUGCGUGUCUUUACUCCAGGGGGUCUGGAUCUGACUAUUGGAGAAAUAAACUUGGGUUCUAGUACACCUACGAGUUCUGUGUUGAUAAACACUGAGAUAGCUUGA
This is a messenger RNA of Aspergillus caelatus, 6990 nucleotides long. RefSeq lists its product as uncharacterized. NCBI's taxonomy places the organism in Eukaryota, Fungi, Ascomycota, Eurotiomycetes, Eurotiales, Aspergillaceae. The record is from RefSeq and is a predicted model, not a curated record. The transcript has a single exon. Gene Ontology annotation, biological process: amino acid activation for nonribosomal peptide biosynthetic process; secondary metabolite biosynthetic process. Gene Ontology annotation, cellular component: cytoplasm. The coding region runs from base 1 to 6990 and encodes 2329 amino acids. Gene Ontology annotation, molecular function: catalytic activity; phosphopantetheine binding.